AUGGCAACUCACGCACCAGUGGCGAGAGUGCCGUUUGCGCCACUCGACAAUCCUCGUCUGCAGCAUCUCGCCUGCGCGAAGAAUCGCCAGAAUGGCAUUAUCGCGAAGACAUCGUCUGCCAAACCCAGCGUCACAAAGAUCUCAGCAGGAAAACGCGCCUAUGAGGCAGACAUCUACGAAGACUUCGACAGCGAGAAUGUCGACCCACACGUCUUCGACUCGCCUACCAAGAAGAUGAAGAAUGACGUGAAGCCAUUUACUUUCAGCCUCACACCACAAAAGUCCAUGCCGCCUCCAUCAAUCAUCCCAUCCCGCAUGUCCACGCCAAAAGCAAACAUAUCCACCCCACGAACGCCAUUGACCGCACCCGCUGGAAGGUCGCCAAAGAGGAAGAUUGCCAAGCCAGUGCGACGUGUUUCCGCACCAUUCUCACGCAUUGAUCCUCCGUUUGCUCGCAGUGGGUCGACUCUGCCAUUUAGUCUUGAUGCUGCUCUCAGUGGAAGCUUGAAGAGUGCUGGUGCCACGAUUCAGGAAAGCAUGCCGAAGGACUGGUACUUUGAGAUUUAUCAGGAUACGCCGGAAGAGGAGGCGUCGAAUCUGAUGGAGCACAGCACGUUGACGCUUGAUUUGAGCUCGGAUGAUGAGGAUACGAAGAAGUGUGAUGAUCGUGGGAAGGAGAAUACGCCGCCGGACGGGUAUGAUGCUCCUGCUGCGUCGAGGUCGGGGGGUGUGGCGCCGAGGGAAGUUAAGAAGACGGAGUUGAUUAGGAAGAAGAUUGUCGUGGAUGAGAUGGAUGAUGGGGCAAGGUCACCGCUGUCUGAUCUCGAGACUGAUCCGUUCUUUCCUGAGGGCAUGAACAAGGAUUCGCAUGUUGUCGUGGAUGGUGUUGAGGGGAAGGGGGUGAAGUUGGACGUGAAGGCGUUGUAUGCUGCGCCGGUGGUUGAAGAGAAGGCACCGUCGACGAUGCCGGUCGUUGAUGCAGAGGGUGAUAUCAAGGGCGAGAUCAUCGUGUGGGAAGAAAGUGAGAAGGAGAAGUAA
This is a messenger RNA of Fulvia fulva, 1038 nucleotides long. RefSeq lists its product as uncharacterized. The record is from RefSeq and is a predicted model, not a curated record. NCBI's taxonomy places the organism in Eukaryota, Fungi, Ascomycota, Dothideomycetes, Mycosphaerellales, Mycosphaerellaceae. The transcript has 2 exons. Bases 1 to 1038 code for a protein of 345 amino acids.